This is a messenger RNA of Saccoglossus kowalevskii, 2256 nucleotides long. RefSeq lists its product as uncharacterized. The record is from RefSeq and is a predicted model, not a curated record. Lineage: Eukaryota; Metazoa; Hemichordata; Enteropneusta; Harrimaniidae.
CAAGACUUGAUAAAGUAGCAGCUUCCAGAUUUAUUAAACAUGCAUUAGCAUCCCAAGAUGAAGUAGAUCCAUCAAAACAUCAAAGAAAACAAGGGCCUGUCAACAAUACUACAUUUACUGUACCAGAUUUUUACAGUGAAGUAAUGGAAAUGUUAGUGUCUAUAAAUCUUGAAGAUCAAUUUGAAAAAUUUGUAAAGAAUGGUAUUAGAAAUUCAUUACUGCAAGCUGAUUUGAGUGAUUUGAAAACAUUGCUGAAAGAAUGUGGAUUUUUACCUGGUGUAAUCCUAGAAAUACAGAUGUACUUACAGAAAAAAGGCUCAAAUGUAAAGGAGGAGGAAAAUGCACAUACAGGACAGGGUGUCAGUGUCAGUAAAGUGAAAACUACAAGCAUGGUGGACACAUCUGUCAGUCAACAGUCAAGAGCUGCCAAACAUCUAGCACCAGGACUGGUCAGAGUAGCUACAAAUUUCAAGCCACAAUCAUCUGUUAAGAUCAUGGCUAAGCAAGCACCUUUGAUGAAUCAGCUGAAAGAGCAAAAUCAUUCUGUACUGACAAAGCAACAUAACACAAAGACAAAUCAAAAUAUGCAGGAGCUCCAUUUCACAGAUCCAUCAUUCAAACCAAAGACACAGUUGGAGGAACAAAGUACAGAAGAAAAUAAUGUUUUGAUGCCACAAUCUCCAAAGGCUGACAUGGAGGAUAAUUCUUUUGUUGAUCAAUUAUCACUCACCAGAAUAAAUAUCAAAAAAGAUUUUGCAAAUAGUGAACAAAUGACAUCAAGUAAGGAUCUUGUAAGUGGAAAAUCAUCCCCAAUACGAGAUAAACCUCGUAAAGAAGUUAAUUUACAGAAACAGUCUUGUGUCAGAUCAAAGAAAACGCAUGCAUUACCACAAAACCAAACUACAAAAAUAGUUGGGUCAGUAUCUCCUGUUGAGCAAACCCAUGCUGAACAAGAGGUAGUAGAUGAGAACCAUUCAAACAUAGAUGCCCAUGCACAUACACCAACAGAUUCAUCAAUUUUAACUUCCCCUCAAAUAUCACCUCACCAGACUGAAUCUUGUGUGUCAGAUGCUAUGAAGGUAAACAUUGCUUUCAGACACAAUUUCUUCAAGUACGCUGUAAAUGCUGAUAAAAGUCAAGAUGAUGCAAGUGGUGAUUUGAUAAAAGAGGUUUGUGUGGAACCCUUGAAUUGUCAGGCUGCGGAUGAUAACUGUCAAGUAGUUUAUGGCAGAGUUAAGGAUGUUGAAGAUAAAAAAAGAGCUAACCGAAAAUAUUCUACUAAUGAAGAUAGGCAUCGUACUUGUACUGUUAAAAAGUCUCACAAAACUCAAGGUAGCCCUUCCAAGAACAAGUGUCAUCUUUGCUCUAGUACAUUUCACACAACAAGACGGUGCCCUGAAUUUAAGAAGUAUGCACCAAGCUGUAAUAGAAAGGGGGUUAAAGAAAAAGAAGAAGAGGAGGAGGAAAAUGACAUCACUUCUGAAGAGGAUAUGGAAAAGAAGAAUUAUUGUUUCAAACCUGAUGCAAGUGAAAGCACAUCCAGUGGUGAUGAAAGGCUGGCAACUGCCAAUUUUGGAAUGCGAAAAUGUUGUGCUGUGUGUGGUGGGUCAGGGCAUAAUUCCUUUCACUGCCCAACAAAAAAGAGGGAUUUCUUCAUUUAGGUUACUUCAUUGUUGCUUGUUAGUAUUUUUGUUUAAUUACAUUUUUCUUAUUAACUAAAAUUUCUGUAGAAUAGCUUUUGAUUCAAGUUGAAAGAUUUUUGAUGGCAUACCCUUGGCAUCAAAUUAUUAUGGCAUUGUAUUAAUGUAUUUUGCAGAUCCAAUGGACAGAGUUGAUCUUUCACCUUUUACCUUGUUCUUACAGGGGUGAAUGGGCCAAACAUCACAUGACUCUUUAAUAAACUCUGAGAACACGAAAAGUAAACAGAAUGCUAUUCUCCCAAACUGUAUUAGUACGGUAUGUUUAGUGUUUUGAAAGGUACUUACAUUGAUACUGAUGAGUUGGCUGACAACUUCUGUUAUUCCGGGAACAUAUUAGUCAUUGUAUGAGCUCAGUUUGCUAAUAAGCAUAGAGUUUCACAGCAAGUCUCAGAAGUAUUGUGGCAGCCAAUUUGCAAACUCGCUUGGGAGUUGGCUAACUGCUUGGGUUUUGACUAAACAAUUGGCAUUCAAAUCUCGCUGGCAUCGUCUUGUGGCAACGCCCACUCUGGGCAAAUCUAUAUAACAUUAGGAGACUGUCGUAAUACUUUUAUGAGCU